AUGAAUACGACUACUAUCCUACAAGAGAUUUUGAUUAAAAGAUCACAGCAGAAGAAGAGGACUUCUCCCUUAAACUACAAAGAGAGGCUUUUUGUACUUACAAAGUCUAUGCUAACAUAUUAUGAAGGUCGAGCAGAGAAAAAGUACAGAAAAGGAUCUGUGGAUAUUUCAAGGAUUAAAUGUGUAGAAGUUGUAAAAAGUGAUGGCAUUAUUCCCUGUCAAAAUAAAUAUCCAUUUCAGGUUGUAUAUGAUGCUAACACUCUCUAUAUUUUUGCACCAAGUGCACAAAGUCGAGAUCAGUGGGUGAGGAACCUGAAAGAAGAAAUAAAGAACAACAGCAAUAUAGUGGUAAAAUAUCAUCCUAAAUUCUGGACAGAGGGAAUUUAUCAGUGCUGCAGACAGACAGAAAAAUUAGCACCUGGCUGUGAAAAAUACAGUCUUUUUGAAAACAACGGAAUGAGAUUGGCCUCUCCGGUGCCAGAAAAAAGUGUGCGAAGGCCUCCACCACCUGUUCCUCCAGUUGAAGAAAAUGGCAACGAAGAGGAGGAGAUAGUGGUAGCAAUGUAUGACUUUGAGCCUACAGAACAUCAUGAUUUAAGAUUAGAGAAAGGUGAAGAAUAUAUGGUGAUUGAGAAGAAUGACAUUCACUGGUGGAAGGCCAGAGACAAAUAUGGGAAACAAGGAUAUAUUCCAAGCAACUAUGUAACAGGAAAGAAGUCCAACAACCUUGAUCAAUAUGAGUGGUACAGCCGAAACCUGAACAGAAGCAAGGCAGAGCAGCUCCUCAGAAAUGAGGAUAAAGAAGGUGGUUUUGUGGUGAGAGACUCCAGCCAGCCUGGCCUGUAUACAGUUUCUCUUUAUACAAAAUUUGGAGGGGAAGGUUCAUCAGGAAUAAGACACUACCAUAUAAAAGAAACAGUGACAUCACCAAAGCAGUACUACCUCGCAGAAAAACAUCUUUUUAACUCCAUUCCAGAAAUAAUAGAGUAUCACAAACAUAAUGCAGCAGGUCUCGUUACCAGGCUGCGUUACCCAGUGACCCCAAAGAAGACAACAGCACCAACAACGGCAGGAUUCAGCUAUGAGAAAUGGGAAAUCAAUCCCUCGGAACUGACGUUCAUGCGUGAACUGGGGAGUGGGCUGUUCGGGGUAGUGCGCCUUGGGAAGUGGAGGGCACAGUACAAAGUGGCCAUCAAGGCAAUUCGGGAAGGUGCGAUGUAUGAAGAGGAUUUCAUUGAGGAAGCUAAAGUAAUGAUGAAGUUAACGCAUCCUAAAUUAGUUCAGCUGUAUGGUGUGUGCACACAACAGAGACCCAUUUACAUCGUGACAGAGUUCAUGGAGCAUGGCUGCCUUCUCAACUACCUGAGACAAAAGAGAGGAGUUUUGAGUAAAGACAUCCUGCUCACCGUGUGCCAAGAUGUAUGUGAGGGAAUGGAGUACCUGGAGAGAAACAGCUUUAUCCACAGAGACUUGGCUGCCAGGAACUGCUUGGUGAGUGACUCAGGAGUGGUCAAAGUGUCGGAUUUUGGAAUGACAAGGUAUGUGCUCGAUGACCAAUACACAAGCUCCUCAGGGGCUAAAUUUCCUGUGAAAUGGUGUCCCCCAGAAGUGUUUAAUUAUAGCCGAUUCAGCAGCAAGUCAGAUGUCUGGUCGUUCGGUGUUUUAAUGUGGGAAGUAUUUACAGAAGGAAAAAUGCCCUUUGAAAAAAGCUCCAACUAUGAAGUGGUAACGAUGGUUAGCCAAGGACAUCGUUUGUAUCGGCCCAAACUAGCCUGUAAGCAGGUGUAUGAAAUGAUGAUGAUGUGCUGGCAGGAGAAACCAGAGGGACGCCCAACCUUUGAGGAGCUGCUUCAUGCAAUCAUUGACAUUGCAGAGGGUGAAGAUGCUUUCUGAAAAAAGACAACAGCAACACAAGCACAGGAAAGAAGCUGCUUUCCAGAGAUGUGGCUUCACCAUUUCUUUUUAAAAGCAUGAUCCUGUAAGCUUCUGAGUGCUGCUAAGCAAUGUGGAGAACC
Messenger RNA from Acanthisitta chloris (rifleman), 2015 nucleotides. It is a transcript of the gene TEC, whose product is annotated as tec protein tyrosine kinase. The record is from RefSeq and is a predicted model, not a curated record. Bases 1 to 1893 code for a protein of 630 amino acids. NCBI's taxonomy places the organism in Eukaryota, Metazoa, Chordata, Aves, Passeriformes, Acanthisittidae. The transcript is spliced from 17 exons. Gene Ontology annotation, biological process: intracellular signal transduction; B cell receptor signaling pathway; tissue regeneration. Gene Ontology annotation, molecular function: protein binding; ATP binding; non-membrane spanning protein tyrosine kinase activity.